AUCAAAAACCGGAAGCUGGAAAAUCUUAGAAUAUUUUUUCAGUCAGAUACAACUCUCUAAAUAAUGACAACCUGAUACUCAAGGUAUACAGCAAAACUCAAGCCUGGAUGAAAGUACCAAAAACCAGGAAUGAACUAACAGACUAAAGAUGUCAGUACUGAGGAAGUUAUGGCCAGCAUUGAAGUUUGGAACAGUCGCUGGAACACUGGGUGGCACGGUUACCUACCUACACAGUGUAGAGUGGGAUGUUGGAUCUAUUGGCUUGGUUCGCUUCGGAAGAGCAGCCUUUGUUAUUGGAAAAGUGGCUGUAGAUUAUAAACUUACACUCGGGAAAUUGGAUUCAAAUUCAGAUGAAUACAUGAAUGCAAAAUCUCAGGUUCAUCUAAGAUCUGCAGUCAAACUUCAUGAUUUAUGCUGUAAAAAUGGUGGUUGUUUCAUCAAAGUGGGUCAGCAUAUAGCAGCACUUGAGUACCUCCUCCCUAGUGAAUAUGUGACAACAUUGAAGGUUCUCCAUGACGACGCUCCUCAAUCUUCACUGGAGGAUCUCUCUAAGGUCAUCAGAGAGGACUUAGGGCAUGAUAUUUCUGAGAUUUUCACAUCGUUUGAUACUACGCCUAUAGGAGCAGCCUCAUUGGCCCAAGUUCACAGAGCUACACUAAAAGAUGGCACUGAAGUGGCAGUCAAAAUACAACAUCCGAAUCUCAAACGUCAUGCAUCUGUUGACAUGGCAACUAUGGAGGUAUUGGUGAAAGGUGUAGCUUGGUUGUUUCCAGAGUUUCAGUUUCUCUGGAUAUCUGAAGAAACAAAAAAAAAUCUACCACUAGAAAUGGACUUUCUUCAUGAAGGAGCAAACUGCGAAAGGGUUGCUAAAAUAUACAAAGAUUUCUCAUUCCUCAAGGUGCCAAAAAUCUACUGGGACCUUUCCACUGACCGAGUUCUAACCAUGGAGUACUGUGAGGGGGGUAAAGUUACAGACAAACAAUACAUGGAACAGCAUAAAAUUCCGGUGGAUCAGGUUACCAGGUGUCUUGGUAAGCUGUACAGUGAGAUGAUAUUUGUGGAGGGAUAUGUCCAUUGUGACCCACACCCUGGUAAUGUACUAGUCAACAAAACCAGCAGUGGGGACACAGAAAUUGUCCUCUUAGACCAUGGACUGUAUCAGUCACUCUCCGAUAAAUUCCGCCUUGACUACUGUGAGUUAUGGAUGUCUUUAAUAAAAGCUGAUACGGAGGCAAUAAAGUUAAAUGCUGAGAGGAUGGGCUGUGGAGAGAUGUAUCCCUUGUUUGCAUGUAUAAUCACAGCCAGAUCAUGGGACUCUGUCACCAAGGGGAUAGACAAGGCUCCUGCCACUGCUUCUGAGGACCAAGAAAUCCAGGAAAAUGCAGGAAACUACCUUUCUGAGAUAACAGGAAUAUUGAACAAUGUACCACGGCAACUUUUACUCAUUUUAAAAACGAAUGAUUUACUCCGUGGAAUAGAAUACGCUCUUGAAUCACGUGCUGACGCUAGUUCAUUUAUUGGGAUGUCUCGUUGUUGCGUACGUGCACUCACCCAGCACAAACUUGAAAAUGCCGAUAAUUUUACUUCGAGGUUUGGGAUUCGAGUGAAAGGACAAUGGAGUCUGUUUUCUCUGACUCUGUAUGAGGUUGCGAUGAGGGUAAAAAGUUCAUAUAUUUGGUUGCUGCUUGCAGGGUUAUUACGCAGACAGCCAUCUAUAACUGCAUCUUGAUGUUAAUCAAUUUUAGUCAAUUCAAAUAUCUCUGGGAUAUCUUUUAGUAAUAUGUAUUUAUUAAUCCAAAGAACCUGAUUUUAUAGUCUAUUAUAUAUUUACUCAGAUAUACAACAAUAAAUUAUAAAAUAAAACAGUAUGACUACAUGGAUGUUUUUUUUAUCUUACAUUAACAACCCCUCCCACCAAACUAGUUGAUAUUGUACAUGUGUAUAUAAAAAUAAGUUACUUCACAUCUGCACAAAAUAAGCUACCUUUGCUUAGAAUUGAGUUUAACUGACUAGCAAUUUAUAUAAGAGAUGAAUUUGAAUUCCAUCCUUUUGGCCAUGUCAUUCUUUAACUGCGCAUGUAGACCACUAAGUUUAAAGUAAUUAAUACAACUAUGUUAUGUUAGUCUCAGACAAUAAUCAAGAUGAUGAUCAUAGUCUAUCGAUCUAGUGCCCUGUCUCAAGAAAAUCUGGCUAAUUAAUUCUUCUGCCCCUUCAGCUAUCAAUCAUUAGAACUCAAUAUAAAUGAAUGGCUGAAACAUGUCAAGCCAAACUAUCAACCACCUCUUUACAAAUAGAUAUACUGAAAACAGUGUGAUUCAGGUUCUAGAUAAACCUCAAUUAAUUUGAGAAUUUUAUAUCAGUAGUAUGUGAAACAGGGGUUAUAUUAACUGUUAGAAAAUUAUUUGAAUGUGGUGAGGUAGUGCCACCUAU
Molecule: messenger RNA, 2430 nt
Organism: Owenia fusiformis
Lineage: Eukaryota; Metazoa; Annelida; Polychaeta; Sabellida; Oweniidae
Source: the annotation of a GenBank genome assembly